Daphnia magna is the source of this 1041-nucleotide messenger RNA. RefSeq lists its product as uncharacterized. Bases 29 to 523 code for a protein of 164 amino acids. The record is from RefSeq and is a predicted model, not a curated record. The transcript is spliced from 3 exons. NCBI's taxonomy places the organism in Eukaryota, Metazoa, Arthropoda, Branchiopoda, Diplostraca, Daphniidae.
UUCAGAGGUACAAGGUUUAUUGGCAUUGAUGAGGAAAAUGGAUUUGAUAAUAAGAAACCAGGAAAUCAUCAAAGCUACGCAGCGGGAACAUGGGCAACUGCUCGAUAUUGUACUUAAAAAUUCUUCACCUCCCGAGCCUGAAAUAAAAGACGCGCUGCGCCAGUUCGGGUUCAAAUUAAAAACAUUCUCUGACAUGACAAAGCUAGAAAGCAUUUUAGAAAAUGAUGUGGAACGUAGGACACUUAUAUCGUAUUUCAGCGGAAUUGGAGGAAGCCAAUCGAAUGUCGUUGGCAGAAUCCUCAGUCGUGCGAUGACAAACGAGCUGGCUAGCCAAUACUGCUACAAAGGACAAAACGAAGAAAAGCGUGCAUUCCAAAAUUUGGCCCUAUGUUCCGCUGUUAUCGAAUCCGUUCGCUGCCAAAAAAAAUUAUCCCUAACGGAAGACGCAAUUGAAUCUAAAAUUAAAAACUGGUUGCGACAUGCGCGGGCUAGAAAAGAUGGCAGCAGCAAUGAAGAUGAAUAAUUUUAUUACAUGUUUUUUGUGAUAAAAAAUGUGUCAUACACAAGACAAUAAAAUACGAAACAAUAAUCUAACUUUCCCAAUUAUUUUGCUGCAAUAAUAAUUAUGCUAAUAUUUAAGAUAAAAGGGAAAUAUUACAUAGUGAAAAGACGUCUUUUUAACAGCUUUACCACGUCCUUUUCAUAGCUUUUUAACAGCUUAUUAGCUGUUAAAUUUUACUUUUUAACAGCUUAUUAGCUGUUAAAUUUUACUUUUUAACAGCUUAUUAGCUGUUAAAAAGACGUCUUUUUACCAGCUUUACAACGUCUUCUCACAGUUUUUUAACAGCUUAUAAGCUGUUAAAAAGACGUCUUUUUAACAGCUUUACAACGUCGUUUUCACAGCUUUUUAACAGCUUAUAAGCAGUUAAAAAGACGUCCUAUUUAUAGCAAAAAUUCGUCCAUGCCAGACCAGCAGAAUCCGUUUUUAAGAGCAGUUUUUGCCGGUCAUCAGCACCUGAGAAAUACGUCUAAAAGUCAUAG